Eimeria necatrix is the source of this 723-nucleotide messenger RNA. RefSeq names its product Pol polyprotein, related. Gene Ontology annotation, molecular function: nucleic acid binding. The coding region runs from base 1 to 723 and encodes 240 amino acids. The record is from RefSeq and is a predicted model, not a curated record. The transcript has 2 exons. NCBI's taxonomy places the organism in Eukaryota, Apicomplexa, Conoidasida, Eucoccidiorida, Eimeriidae.
AUGCUUCGGACCUACAUCAAAUCUGACGAACGCGAGUGGGAGCGUUUGCUUCCGGCCUUGGAACCUGCCUACAACACAAUAAGCCAUUCUUCCACUGAGCUCUCUCCCUUCGAGGUCAUGAUUGGCGAGAACCCGUUGACUGCUGCGGACCUUGAUAUUGUAGACGCAGCACAGAGCCACAUUCUGAAGGCGAAAUGGCAGCAAAAGUACUACGCAGACACAAAGCGUCGAGCAGUGGAGUAUGCAGUGGGAGACAAGUUCUGGCUCAGUAGCAAGCACUUACCGCCUUUUAACUGCUGCCCUAAGUUCGAGACACGCUACGGCGGACCGUUCGAAGUCAUCGAACGCAUAGGAACUGUCGCUGACCGUCUCGCUCUGCCUCCCACCUAUGAAUGCCAUAACGUUUUCCACGUUUCGCAGCUAGUUCCCCACCGCCCCCGCCCUCCCGCUUUGGCUCCCUCGGCAGCCGACGCCGCCUGGCCUCCUAUCCACGAUGCAGCAGGCAAUCCCACAGCGGAAUACGAAGUCGACUAUAUUAUGGACAAACGCGGCUUUGGAGAUGCAGCCCAGUACCUUGUGAAGUGGCGCGGGGCCCAUGAAGAUCACGCCACAUGGGAGCCAGCUCAUCACCUUACUGGCUGUCCAGCUUUGCUUCGCGCUUGGUGCCGCCGCCAACGAAGACGUCUUCAAAUUCGAAACAACUUGGGUCCUUCCGAAGCGUAG